Aplosporella prunicola CBS 121167 is the source of this 1614-nucleotide messenger RNA. RefSeq lists its product as uncharacterized. Gene Ontology annotation, biological process: transmembrane transport. The transcript has 3 exons. Bases 1 to 1614 code for a protein of 537 amino acids. Gene Ontology annotation, molecular function: transmembrane transporter activity. NCBI's taxonomy places the organism in Eukaryota, Fungi, Ascomycota, Dothideomycetes, Botryosphaeriales, Aplosporellaceae. The record is from RefSeq and is a predicted model, not a curated record.
AUGUUUCUUACCGAGCAGAAAAGAUACCCUCGCGACCCGAGCAAGUUCCCUACCUCCCAGCUCUUCGUGCUAGCGCUCGUCCGAGUUGCGGAGCCCAUUGCUCUUACUUCCAUCUUUCCGUAUGCUUGGAAGUUGGUUCUCCACUACAAUGUCACCGACGAGAGCAAUGCUGCCUUCUACGCCGGCAUCCUCAUCUCGGCCUUUGCCCUUGCCGAGGCCUUGACUGGCAUGUAUUGGGGCGGUCUCUCCGACCGCAUCGGCCGUAAGCCUGUUUUGCUGCUCGGAUGCGCGGGCACGCUUCUGUCUCUCCUCGUUGUUGGCUUCGCCGGUAACUUCUGGCUCGCCCUGUUCGGACGGGCUCUUGGUGGCAUUUUGAACGGAAACAUCGGCGUCAUCCAGACCAUGGUUGGCGAACUCGUGCACAAGCCGGAGCAUGAGCCUCGCGCAUAUGCAGUAAUGCCCUUCGUGUGGUCUGUUGGAACCAUCGUUGGACCUUCCAUUGGUGGGUACUUUGCGGAGCCUUGCAAGAACUUCCCCUCUCUGUUCCCUCCUGAGAGUAUCUUUGCCAAGUUCCCCUACCUGCUGCCUAACCUCAUCUGCGCGCUGAUGCUCUUUGGAUCCAUCAUUGCCGGAUAUGUCUUCCUUGAAGAGACUCAUCCCGACAUGCAGCCCUGGAGCACCGCCGAGGACCUUGCAGAGACCAGCGCAGAGACUCCUCUCAUGCCUACUGCCGGUGCCACUGCGCACGCAGCUGCAAACCUGGCUACGGAAUCUUACGGCACCUUCGACACCGUAGACGUGCAGCAGGAGCACAGCUGGACCGUCAAGGCAAACGGGCAGCGUGUGGCUUCGCGGUCUCGCCCGCAGAGCGUCUGGAACAAGAACGUCCUCAUGCUCAUCACCGCGCUUGGCCUCUUCACCUACCACAGCAUGGCCUACGACGUCCUGCUCCCCAUCUUCCUCCAAGACCGCCGCUCCAACGGCGUGUCCGCGCUCCUCUCCGCACCCCUCGCCGGCGGCCUGGGUCUGACAAUCCAGCAAGUCGGCUUGAUCCUCAGCAUCAACGGGAUAAUCGCGCUGGUAAUCCAAGCGAUCAUCUUCCCGCUCAUGGCCGCCUGGCUGGGCGUAUGGCGGCUCUUCAUCCUCGUAACGGUCGGGCACCCCCUCGCCUACGUCAUCGUGCCGUACCUGGUGGUGCUCCCGGAAGAAAUCGUCUUCCCGGCCAUCUACGCGGCGCUCGCAAUCCGCAACUUCUUCUCCAUCCUCGCGUACCCGCUGCUGCUGAUCCUGAUCAAGGAGGCGUCGCCCUCGGCGGCGCACCUCGGCAAGAUCAACGGCCUGGCUGCCAGCACGGGCGCGGCGUGCCGCACCGUCGCCUCGCCCCUCUCGGGCCUGCUGUACGGCCUUGGCUCCCGCGAGCACUUUACUGCGCUGCCGUGGUGGGCGAGCGCCCUGGUGGCCCUGCUUGGCACCUUCCAGAUCCCAUUCAUGAAGCGCGAGAAUAAGCGCAAGACCCAGGUGAACCCGGUCGCCAAGUGUAGGCUUAUGCCGAGGGAGGAGAGUGUGAGGAAGAGCGAGGUCGUGCAUAUUGUGGUUGAGGAGACUGAGGUUUGA